Molecule: messenger RNA, 849 nt
Organism: Dipodomys ordii (Ord's kangaroo rat)
Lineage: Eukaryota; Metazoa; Chordata; Mammalia; Rodentia; Heteromyidae
Gene: Pom121l12
Product: POM121 transmembrane nucleoporin-like 12
Exons: 1
Coding region: 1-849 (282 amino acids)
Source: RefSeq, a predicted model, not a curated record
AUGGGCAACUCCCUGGGCUCGCCCCAGCCAGCGCCCACACCCCCUGCCCCUGGACGCCCAAGGCCCCGGCCUGCCUGGGUGGAAGAACCUACUCAGGAUGAUGGCAGGGUCUCCACCGGGCCGGUCCCCAAGGCGCUGCUCCACUGGCCACUGGGCACACCGUUCAGAGUGGUCUCUUCCACAAGGAGGCGCUCUCCUGUCAGGCUGUCUCCUGGGGUCGCCAUUGGCCGGGAUCUCUCCAGCGCCUGGGAGACCUACAUGAAGCGGUGGCUUUGGAGUGCCAGGAACCCUGUGCGCACCUGCAGCCCCGUGACCAUCAAGAUCGCUCCACCAGGGCGCAGGGGCAGUCCCCUGGUUGUCCCCAGGCAGGGAGCUCGUUUUCCUGGGAAUCCAGAGGCUGCUGGGGAGCAUCUAGACCCCUCCUCCAGGGAGGCGGUGCUGAGGGCGCUUAGCCAGUGCAAGAAGGGAAACAAGAAGUUCGAUGGGCCACUCUGGUUUGAGACCCCAGAGACCCAGAGCAAGACGCAGCUCUCUAUGUCCAGGCCAUCUGCCUUCAAACCCUGCAUUAAAAAUGGAACAGUAGUUUCGUUUGUGCCCAGGCCUGGGCCUUUGAAUCAAAGGCCCUGCUCCUGGAGGCUCAAUGCCUGCGAGGAGGAGAAUAAUACCGUGCCCUGUGUCCAUCCCCAAGCAUUGAUAGCAUCUGAGCAGGAAGCAGCUUCUCCCCUGGAGACAAGGGAGAAGAUGAAGCUGGUCUGUGGCCUGGGCCACAUUCCCGUGCAGCAAAACAGAGUGCGCAGAGUCUCAUUUGCACCUGAGGAUUCCCAGCCUGCUGGUCCUUUUGCCUUCUGA